AUGGAUUUACGAAGGCUCUACAAGAUGAUGGAUGUGUCUCAUCUUUCCAUGGAUGAGGUUGAACACGAACUGUUAAUGCGGAAUAUGAUGUAUGGACUGGACGAGCAUGAGAGCAUUAAGCGGAGAAAGUUGAAAGAUAGGAUGAAGCAGGAACGGGAAAAGAACAUUUUCGUAGCCGCUCCCAUUUGGAGAUCGGUUCCUGAAGAGAUUGAGAUUGUAAGGGCUAAGCUUUCAGUCAUCAGUGGAUUGUUAGACAAUCCGAGAGCCGACGCUCGUCAAAGAGAGAAGUUGUGCACUCGGUUGGUACAUUAUCGUGUCCGAAUCUACAUGAUUUUGAAGUCGCCGGGAGCAGAUAAACAUGUAAAUGAGAUUACGGAUCUGGGUAAACAGGCUAAACAGAUCUUCCGAAAACAUUUUCCUGAAAUGGAACCUGUUAGUGAGCUUCAACUUGAACCCGUUCGGUUAGAAUCGGAAAUUGAUCAAGCCUUAGAGGAAGUCAGAAGCGAAAUCGAAAUUCUUAACGUUACAGCUACGGGUAAUGAGGUAGAAGAGAAGGCCGUACAAACCGAAGCGCGCGGGGGUGUGAAAAAGAAAUCCAUUCAGUUUAAAAAGCAGGAAUUAGAAGCGUCAAUGAAGCGUUGUGAUGAGAUUCUGGGUGUGCUAACAGGAUACGAGGAAGGCAAGCAGGAAAGUGUGAAGGAUGUACUUCAUCACUUCAAAAAUUUUGUUCUUAAUACUACGCAGCAACAAAAAGAGAUGAGGGAAAGGGAAAUUGCUCUAGAAGAGAAACGAAUGAAAGAGGCUGAAGAGAAUAUUGAGCGUAAGAAGAGAUUAGAGAAGCUGUUGAUCACUCUGAAUGAUCAAAUUAAGGCAAAUCAGGAGAAUAUCAGUAGAAGUGCAGGAGAGGUACAGCUAGGAGAGAUCCCUGGAGGGGAAGCAACAUCAGAAGAACUCAAUUCCAGAGAUGAUCGUAUUUUGCAACCGACUAAGGCAGACGAAGCAACAGUUUCUAAACUGCUGUCGUCGGAAGAGAGCAGUACAGAAUUGAGAGCAGAAAGGUCGAAAAAGAUAAAAUCGGUAAGAGAGAAGGAACAGGAGAAAAGAACGGGUGGGAGAAGGGAGAAAUCCCGACGAACCCUACCAGUGAAAUCUAGCAAAAAGCGUCACCGAAAGGUGAGCUUUUCUUCGAUUACGACGAGCACUAGCACGUCUAGUAGCUCACGCACAUCCAGUAGCUCAGAAGCUUCAACCGAUUCUAUCUCGGAAAGUUCAGCUAGUACGAGUGAAUCAGACGAACGUAGGAAGAAAAAGCACAAGAAAGUUAGGAAAGCUAGGAAGAGUUUAAGGCGUAUUCCAGUUUCCGAAUGGAAGCUCAAGUAUGACGGAAGGGAUCAGGGACGACGGUUGGCAGAGUUUCUCAAAGAAGUUAAGAUGCGGGGGAGCUUUUUCGCAGCGCGAUCCAUUUAUUUGCCGGACGUGCUAAGGACUGGUUUAUGGAGGCCUUUGAAAACCAUGACUUCCACAGCUGGUCAGGGUUGA
Aedes albopictus (Asian tiger mosquito) is the source of this 1539-nucleotide messenger RNA. RefSeq names its product pinin-like. The transcript has a single exon. The record is from RefSeq and is a predicted model, not a curated record. NCBI's taxonomy places the organism in Eukaryota, Metazoa, Arthropoda, Insecta, Diptera, Culicidae. The coding region runs from base 1 to 1539 and encodes 512 amino acids.